Messenger RNA from Acromyrmex echinatior (Panamanian leafcutter ant), 3744 nucleotides. Its product is annotated as putative leucine-rich repeat-containing protein DDB_G0290503. Lineage: Eukaryota; Metazoa; Arthropoda; Insecta; Hymenoptera; Formicidae. The record is from RefSeq and is a predicted model, not a curated record.
AUGGUAGCUGUUACAAAUGAAGAUAAAACUCUUCUACAACCAUUUAACGAUAAUCUAAAUGCGAAGGAUAUAACUAUAAAUUUGAAAUUUCCAGAAAAGGCAAAGAAAUGUAAUACAGAAAAAUAUAUUUGUCAUUGCGAAGAGGACUGUUCUUCUAGCUCAUCAAAAGAAAGUUCUUCAAAAAUAUUAAGUUCUUCCAAAGACGAACCUGAAAAGAUAAAUCAUCAAAGAAGACUAACAAAACAUAAAAACGCAAAAGCAAAUAUCUUACAACAACAAUUGCCAAAAUUAUAUCAUGAAAAUCCUUAUGAAUUGCCUUUUUCUAAUUUAAUCAAUUAUUUCCCAAUACAAUCUUAUCCAGAAAAAAUGAAUAUCCCGCCUGUACCAAUUCUAUAUGGAAUAACGCCAAAUAUUUUAUCUCAGAUAGUUGGAAAUGAAGGAAAAUAUGUUGAUGUUGGAAUCCCUUUUAUUUCAUUUCAAGACAGGCAAAAUUAUUUAGUUGAAAAUAAUCAAGAUCAAUCAGUUAUUCAUAAAAAACCGUGCGUUUGCUCACCUGUAAUAACCAAUUCGGUUGAAAGUUCCAUGUCAGUUACUAAUUCACCUUUGACAGAUUAUGAUGAUGCGAUAACUAGUAGGGAAACAAUAAAUGAUCUUGAGUCAAACAAUCCAAUUGGUGUCACUGAAGAAGAUCAAGAACAUUUUCCUAAAUUAACCACAGAAAUUUCAAAUGUAGAUGCAUCGGUCGAUUCAGAAACAGAAACUAAUUUAAUGAAUUAUUUGACUGAUGCAACGGAAGAAGAUGACACUAUAAGUUCUUCUAAUUUAAAUAAAGUUAUGCAGAAAUCAAACGAUUUUACCGAACAAACGGAAAAAAAUUUAGAUGAUUUUUCUAAGUCAACAACAUAUUCGGCAGAUGAUGUUGAUACAAGCAGCGUUACCUAUGAUAUAACGAAUGAUGGAAAAUUUAUUAACAUGGAAGAAUGCAUAAAACUAUUUGGUCGCGAUGUGUGCGUGCUCAGUGCAAUAUCACCAAAAAUAUUUGCUAAACAGGCGCAAGAAAAUCCCAACAAGUAUUCUGCGAUUAGAAUUCCGGAAUAUGUCACACAAAUAUCCCCUAGAGAUGACAUUAAUCAUUCAAAUAAACUCAAAGCGACUGAUCCGCACUUUGCAUCGAAGUCAUCCACUGAUAAAAUCAAUAAGUCAAAUGUUAAUGUAAAUGAAUAUCUUGAAUCAACAAGUAUAAAAUCGAAUGAUGAUAACGAUGAAGCUUCUCUGCAUGAAUUUCAUCCAGAAUCUAAGAAACAGAUUUCUAAGUCAGAUAUCAACUAUGAUAAAAGUACACCACUUAAUACUAAUCAGGAAACAAAUAUAAAAUCUAAUUCAAAUACUUCUCAAAAAGAGUCAACAACAGUUAUUAGUUACGACUCUAAACUCGAUCCUAAAAAGCAAGAUAGAAACUACUUAAAAGAAUCAAAUGCGAAUAUUUAUUCUAAAAAGAAAAUCCCUCAAGAACAUUUUGAAGAAGAGACUAUAACUAGCUCUAAUCCCAGAACUAGAGAUAAUUUUGUAGAGGAAAUAAAAAAAGAAAUAAUAGGAAUAGAAACCAGUAUCAAACCAGAAGAAAUUCCUCAAGAACAAUCUACGACAAUGCAAUAUUUCAACGACAAAAAAUCAAGUAAUUCAAAUAAUAAGGAAAAUAUCACCAAUAGUAUCAAAACGAUCGAUUCAUCAACAAAUAAAUUACCAUUUUGUGAUAAUAGCUUGCUUUUAAAUUCUAUCAGGAAAGUCAUUAAUGACUUUACGUCGAAUACUCGUUUAACCAAAACAAAAGAUUUUGAUGAAAAUAUUCUUCAGACGCAAGGUAAAAAUUUACUGCCAGAAAUUCUGCAAGUUCCGAAUUUAAAGGACAUCUUGUCGAUGCCGCAGAUAGAAAAUACAAUCGUAGACAAAGUAAAAGAUGUUUUAUCCUACGUUACAGCUAUUCCUAGAAAAGAUUUCACAAACGAUUGGUCACAUGGUGUAAUUAAAAACACUCUACAUAGCAUAUUAAAUACACUGUCUGGUUUUCGUCACAAGCUUCCACCGAUGAUGCUUGAAGAGCAUCAAUUUAAAGAUGGACAAUGGAAAACUCAUUUAGUGACCUUAGCACCAAUUUUGGACCAAAAAUUAUUGAAAGCAACACCGAAAAAUUUACGUGAGAUCAUUAAAGAGCUUUUAAACUCUCCGGCAAUUGCAUCGCAAAUAGACCAGAAUAUUAUGCCAAAAAAUUCAGAAGAUACUGAUACGUUAGAACAAAGUAACGAAAUUAUUAGUGACGAGGCAGAUAUGGAUAUGAUUAAUAUGCAAGAAAUAUCAACAAAUCAAAUUUUAAAGAAGAUAGAUGGACAAGAUGAUGCAGAAAAGAAAAUAGCUGAAUCACUGAAACCCAAAAUAAUUUAUCACAAAGCUAUUUUACAAAAUAAUCUUAGCGUAUUAGAACCAAAUUCAACAGGAGCUGAACAAUACAUAAAAAAUCAUCCCAUCGAUAAAGAAAGUAAUGAAGAAACAAUAACGAUAACGAAUUUUAUACAAGAAACACCCAAUUACGUAUCGGAUAACAAAAUUUUAGAAAAUACAGUAGGAGCUAAAGAUGCCGAAGAAGAAGUAAAUCAUACAUUAACGUCGAUGAACUUUAUACAAAAACCUUCAUCCAAUUAUGCACAAGACGACAUACCUUUACAAAAUACAGCAGAAACUAAAGACGAAAACGAAAUGGAAUAUCUAAGUACUACAGAUGAUAAUAUUUUAGAACCACAACAACAGAAUUUGACAGAAAAUAAUAUCAUUAAAAUCCACGAAGUUACUACGGAGAUUCAAAGAACUUAUGCAAAAACUACGUACUUCAAGGCAGGACUUUCUGGUGAUGAUAGUUCAAGAACUAAUUCGCCCUCAUUAACUGAUAAAACUACAAAUAUACGUAUAAAUAACGAUAAUGAGAAUAGUAAUGAACUUCAGAAGUCGCAACUUUAUUACAUCAAUGAUGAUGGCGUGAAACUACCGCUAGAGAUAAAGAGAUUGGAAGAUGGUUCUUAUGCAUUAUUGAUCUCCAAAAAUGUAUGCGAGCAGAUUCUAACAAGAAAAUGUCCCUGCUGCGUGCCGCUGCAAGGACAUAUAGUUCGAUCAUCAAAAAAUCACCAACAAGAAGAUAUACAUGCGAUGACAAUAAAUACGGAAAAGAAAGAUCAAGAAAAUGUAUUAGGAAGUAACAAUUUUCCAUUUCAAUCAUUUAAUACAGUGACGAGAAGAAAUGCCUUGAGAACACAAAAUUUAAAGAAAGAAGAAGAAGAAGAAAAAGAAAGAAAUAACGAGCAUCAUUUAUGGAAACUAAAUGAUGAUAAUUUCGCAAUGAUUUCAAUGCCUGUCAUCGAUUUCGCAAAAAAAUACAAUUUAUUGCUUGAUUUCAAUGAAGAAAGAGUAUUAUUAAAUAAAACCGAAUUGCAAAACAAAAUACUAAAUUAUAAUAAGUCAAUAAUAAACUCCGUAGAAGGAUUUAAACGUCAAUCAGACGAAAAGAAUGUUAAUAAUUAUGACAAUAUAAAAAAAAAUGGAUUAUUGGAUGAAAACGGAUUAUUGUAUGAAAAUAACGAAGCAAUUGAUGAAUUUUCAGAUUUGAUAAAUUCUCGCAAGAAAAAGAAUACUCCAAAUAUGAAUUUUCCAGUAUCUCCAAAAGAUAAAUUCCGAAAAUCAAGGGAACCCUGUUCUUAA